Messenger RNA from Brienomyrus brachyistius, 3639 nucleotides. It is a transcript of the gene hdc, whose product is annotated as histidine decarboxylase. Gene Ontology annotation, molecular function: pyridoxal phosphate binding; histidine decarboxylase activity. The transcript has 11 exons. Gene Ontology annotation, biological process: histamine biosynthetic process; L-histidine catabolic process. Lineage: Eukaryota; Metazoa; Chordata; Actinopteri; Osteoglossiformes; Mormyridae. The record is from RefSeq and is a predicted model, not a curated record. Bases 1292 to 3385 code for a protein of 697 amino acids.
UAUAACCACUAACGAGGCUGCAUUUCAGUCACGGUUUGCAAUGAAGACGUCCAAGACCACUAAGCUCUAGUGCAAAUACAAACCGCAGUAGGGCAGCUUGGUGAGUCAAACCGGAGCUCAUUAUGUCUCUGAGGUAAGUGCCUCAGAUCCAUAUGUGAAUUUUCCCAGGCUCUGCCAGCCCUCUAUAGUGAUCACCAUGUCAUUUUUCUUUUAAGCAAAUAUUGCAUAUCCCAUGUGCCUAAGUACAUACUCACCACCAAUAAUUAACCAAUAGCCAAUAUAUUUCAAAUAUUUGUUGAUUACCUAGAAUCUAAUUUUCAUUGGUGCACAGGAUGUGCUGUGUGCACCACAAAUAGACUAUGAGAUUAAAACGUGGUGUAAGAAUUUUAAAUAGGAAACAAAUAAAGAAUAAAUGUAGGAAAAAUAUUGUGAAAACUCAAAGCAAAAUGAUGCAACAUAGCAGUACUUUUGCCGCAUUAUAAAACCGGUGAAUCAUAAUUUAUUUAGUGAUUGCUGCCUCCUUAAAGAGGUACCUGAUCUAGUCAUGAAGAUCUAGAUUCACAAAACUACUUUUUUGUUACGGAGUCAACCAUUGAACUAAAGGAACUAACAAAAUGGAGGUUCGAGAGAUUCUGUAACUGGUCAAAUCAGUCCAGCACUAAUAAAUCAAACACAAGUGCAUCUUUAGUUAUGUACAACCUGUUUUAUAAGGACCAGUGACUAAUCCAGUCUCAAGCAUAGUAAUGUACAGUAUAAAUAAACAUACCAAAGCCACAUGCUAGGUAUUGGAUGGACACCAAUGGGUAAUUGUGAUUAAAAUAUAUCACUGGUGGAUUUCUGGAUUAAAUCUUCCUGAAAAAUAUGGGAAGGGUAGGAUUAUGGGUAAAAGAAAUGUUUACAUAAACUGAGUCAUGUCAAUCCAAAAAUGACGCAUGUGCUUUUUCAAAUUUACCUCUCAUAUCUCCAAGUCCCUUUCUGUGGGCCAUUGAUAUUAUUGUCUGUAAUGAUAAUGACGUCACCAUUUGGGUGUGCGCCUGUAAGGGUCCUAUAAAAACCUGCGUCCUUCGCAAAAAAAAAAAAAAAACACUGGCCACCCUUGCCUGUAGUACAUCGUGUCUGAUUUUACAGUGGACUCUUGAGAAUGCAGGCUGCAGAGUACAAUCGCAGAGGUAAGGGAUGUGUCGUUUAAUUUGUCGUUUUUCUUGUCUCGUUGCUACAGUACUUGUAUCUCUGAUAAAUAUAUAUAUUUUUUUAUGUGAAAUGUGAUUAAAAUGUCAGACACAGAAAUUUAAUGCAUAAGCUGGGACUUGAAGGCACUCGUUCAAAAAUUUUGAAGCAAAUGUCUGUCGUGCUCAUCAUAGAGGUAUUUGUGUUAUAUUAUGUCUCUAGAAUAACUGAUAAUUGUAACUUCACUGUUUUCUGCACUCAAGGCAAAGAGCUCAUUGACUAUAUCACGGAAUACCUGACCCAGAUCAGGCUGAGGCGGGUCAGCCCCGACGUCCAGCCGGGUUACAUGCGCAGCCUCCUUCCAGAAAAUGCUCCCAUAGAACCAGAAAACUGGGAGGAAAUCUUUCAUGACAUUGAAAAAAUAAUAAUGCCUGGGGUGGUACACUGGCAGAGCCCCUACAUGCAUGCCUACUUCCCUGCUCUCAGCUCCUGGCCCUCCCUCCUGGGAGACAUGCUGGCGGAUGCCAUCAACUGCCUUGGAUUCACCUGGGCUUCUAGCCCAGCUUGCACUGAGCUGGAGAUAAACGUUCUGGACUGGCUCUGCAAGGCGCUGGGGCUGCCCUCCCAUUUUCUGCACCACCACACCGGCAGCAGAGGUGGAGGAAUGCUGCAGAGCACGGUCAGCGAGUGCACCUUGGUCUCCCUGCUUGCGGCCAGGAAGGCUAAGAUCCUCGAGCUGAAGGAGACAGAGGCGGACAUUGAUGACUCCGUGCUGAACUCCCGGCUGGUCGCCUAUGCAUCUGACCAGGCUCACUCCUCUGUGGAGAAGGCAGGUCUGAUUUCCCUGGUCAAAAUCCGCUUCCUGCCCACAGACGAGCAGUUUUCCCUCCGCGGAGAAACGCUGCAGACAGCGAUUGAGGAGGACCGGAGGAAAGGUCUAGUACCAGUCUUGCUCUGUGUGACUCUGGGCACUACAGGAGUCUGUUCAUUUGACCGCUUGUCUGAACUGGGACCAGUGUGUGCCAGAGAAGGCCUGUGGCUGCAUGUAGACGCCGCAUAUGCUGGCUCCGCCUUCCUCUGCCCCGAGCUGCGGGGCUUCCUCAAUGGCAUUGAGUUCGCAGACUCCUUCGUCUUCAACCCCUCCAAAUGGAUGAUGGUCCAUUUUGACUGCACUGCCUUCUGGGUCAAGGACAAGUACAAGCUUCAACAGACCUUCACUGUGGACCCGGUCUAUCUCAGGCAUGAGAACUCUGGGGCUGCCACUGAUUUUAUGCAUUGGCAGAUUCCUCUCAGUCGCCGGUUCCGUUCACUGAAGCUUUGGUUUGUGAUGCGAUCAUUCGGAGUGAAGAACCUGCAGGCGCACAUACGACACGGCAUUGACAUGGCGAAGCUGUUUGAGUCCUUUGUCAGGGCUGAUCCAAAUUUUGAAAUUCCAGCUCAGAGACACCUUGGCUUGGUGGUUUUCUGUUUGAAGGGAGGAAACUCUUCGACGCAGGAGCUUCUGAGAGCACUGACCAAGUCAGGCACGAUGUACCUCAUUCCCGCCGUCAUCUCCUCCAAGCUAGUGAUCCGCUUCACUGUCACGUCCCAGUUCACCACCAAAGAGGACAUUGUACGGGAUUGGGGUAUCAUCCACCACACUGCUACUACCAUCUUGGCCAAGAGGGCCGUGGACCGAACCAUCAAUAGCUCCGGGGAGGUUCUGACAGCCCACAGCUACAUGGUGGAUCGCGUCGAAGCACGGGAUGAGGAGCAGUGCGCCCUGGAGUGUCAGCCCGGGGGGAACAUCCACACUCGGGAGGCCGGACACAUCACCUACACGGCUACUAGACCUCAGAACGCAAUGCUGCCUUUUGACACCUACGUCCAUCAGAAUGGUCUGGACCAGAGGAGGACCACCCGCUCCUUGAGCUGCAACGGGGAAAUGCUGACUGGCCCAAAGGAUUCAGACCUCCUCAGACUUCUCUCAAAGGACGUCACCAUCGCCGCACGCAACGUGUCCUGCAUCAAGGAGGGUGUCCUCUCGAAGAUCCCAGAGAGUGCUGGCAUCCUGGAAAAGAGGGUUUCCAGGAGGCUCACCAAGCAGUACAGCGUCCCCAUCUUCUCGCAGUGCGGGAUUCAGUGUGGCGUUAUGCAGCCAUGCUGCUCCUUCAAGGCUCUGCAGAUAUUCAACAAACCUUGGUUUGCCUGCAGCAGAGUGAGCUCUGCUUUAACUUAAGAUCAGUUUUGGAAAAACCUGCUCCAUUUACCGCAUCAUCGUUACAGUCAUUUAGAAAACCUGUUACAUUAAUUACAGGAUGCCGCUGAAGAACUAUACAUAAUUACUGGCAGGUAUUCAACUUAUUACACCAUUAUUUCUUUAAUCUUCAUCAAUCAGUGCAUUAUUGUCUUUUCCUUCCUUCCAUGUAUUUAUCUGCCCAGCCAUACAUCCAUCCAUCCAUCUGUCCAUCCAUCCACCUACCCAUCUAUCUU